AUGGCUCAUGGGAGAUAUGAUAAUAAUAACAAGAAGAAAAGUGGACAGAUUCCGAGGUUUGGAGAAUGGGAAGAAGCAAAUGAGAUGCCAAUAACACAAUACUUCGAGAAUCCAAGACAAGCUGAAGCCCUAAAGCUUGCUUCUCACCAUCCCCGUCCACGUCACCUCCAUCCCACAAGACAGACGGCGGGGACGAGAGAAAAGAGGGGACCACAUAGGCGUGUGCGUGACGUCAGUGCACAGACGGACAAGUAUUAUAUAGACGUCACCGGAGUGAGGCAGUUUCAUGGAAACGACGCCGCUCCGGCUUCGAAGCCACCUAAGCCCGUUGAUGAGGAUCUCUACAAGAUUCCUCCUGAGCUUAUCCAUUCUUCAAGAAGGAAGAGAAUGCCUGGCUUUCUAGCAUGUUUGGUUCCAUGCGCAUGA
Messenger RNA from Microthlaspi erraticum, 426 nucleotides. Lineage: Eukaryota; Viridiplantae; Streptophyta; Magnoliopsida; Brassicales; Brassicaceae. The record is from the annotation of a GenBank genome assembly.